Messenger RNA from Ixodes scapularis (black-legged tick), 1379 nucleotides. RefSeq lists its product as uncharacterized. The coding region runs from base 17 to 970 and encodes 317 amino acids. The transcript has a single exon. The record is from RefSeq and is a predicted model, not a curated record. NCBI's taxonomy places the organism in Eukaryota, Metazoa, Arthropoda, Arachnida, Ixodida, Ixodidae.
CUUGGAAUUAUUGUACAUGUGCUCCCCGCCAACCAAUGAAUGCCGGCUUGGCGAUUGUGGACGAUGCCCCAAGGACAGCCAUUUUACGCUCGAGCGGCUUGGAAUCCCAGAAGAAGCAGAAAUUUUGGUAGCUGCCUGGGAGUCCGGCAACCUGAUAAAAAAAUCUUUGGAUUCAAUGACAUUCAUGAACGAACUUCAGACACUGGUAGGAAGAUGGAUUCCUCAUAAUCAGAUCAGGUCAAUUCAAGGAAAGGCCAUAUACACAGAAAAACUGUGCGAAGAAAAGGGAAGCCUCGUGCUGCAUUUUGAUUUUGCGGAGAAUUGGACCGUUGUUCUUCCCGAUGAGGUCCAAGCCUACCACUGGCAUAAGAAGCAAGUUUCGGUUUUUACAUGCGUUGCUACAACAAGAAAAUCCACGCGUAGCUUCGCUGUCAUCAGCGACGAUGUGUGCCACGACUCCGCCCACGCCUGCUGCGCAAUCGGAAAGAUAACAGACUGGCUUGAUGACAACGCUCCCGUGCACUCGCAAGUGACUUUUGUAAGCGAUGGAGCAGCGAGCCAGUUCAAGAACAAGUAUCAGCUACACGAGUUUAGAAAAUUAGAGUACCCUGCAGCCAAAUGGCUAUUUUCCGCCACUGGGCACGGCAAAAAUGCAUGCAAUGGCGUUGGAGGGCUUGUGAAGCAUCAGGCUACUCUACACAACCUGCGACAGCCGGCAAGCAUGGCAAUCCAAAAUGGACAAGACAUGUCAAGAAUACUGUCUCAGCAUCUCAAAGGGGUCAAGCUGCUCUACUUGGAUGAAACUGAACUUGUAGAGUUCCGGAACCGGAAGAAGGAAGAGUGGAGCAAUGUGCGAGCCGUCCGUGGAAUUCAGAAGUGGCACGUAUGGCGAAGUCGCAGAACGGGGCAGAACUCGGAACUAACUGUUUUCCGGACCGCGGAAAGCGCAACGACGAUCACUAUUUCAUAACCGCUGCUUGAACAUGUUGAGUGUCUAUGCAUUUUUAUUUAUUUUACAACAAUGACAGACGACGCAUCAAGAGACAGCCGGAACGAGUGGACAAGCCAAGGUGUCAGCGAUUUAUUAAAACAGUCACAUAAAGAUGUAGUAAAAGCGCUGAUCCUCAAUCCCACCGAGGUGUUAUGUUCAGUUCUUAGGUUUACUUCGCGAACCCAGGUGUUGUAUAUCGUUUCGUUCUAGGCAUUUACGUUCGCGCGACCGAGUGGUCGCGUGACCCGGCGUCUCCGGUUGCAUCCAACGUUGUUUGGGCUCAAUAGGUCGUGUUCGCUAUACAAGGCGAACACGGACGUAAUACGCGGCAGGUUAUAUAUGUUCUUCCUUUCUAUCGACACUAGUGUCUCGUGCGGAUGGUUGUGUU